Molecule: messenger RNA, 3049 nt
Organism: Cynocephalus volans (Philippine flying lemur)
Lineage: Eukaryota; Metazoa; Chordata; Mammalia; Dermoptera; Cynocephalidae
Gene: ABCG2
Product: ATP binding cassette subfamily G member 2 (JR blood group)
Exons: 18
Coding region: 908-3010 (700 amino acids)
Biological process (GO): transmembrane transport
Cellular component (GO): plasma membrane
Molecular function (GO): ATP binding; efflux transmembrane transporter activity; ATP hydrolysis activity
Source: RefSeq, a predicted model, not a curated record
AUUGUGUUGGUGUCUGUCUCUCCCUUUAGGUCUGAUAAUAUUUGCUUUAUAUAUCUGGGUGCUCUGCUGUUGGGAAUGCCAGAAAAAGAUCCCAAGCUUACUGGAUGCAUUAGGUUAUCUGUUUGGAUCCCAGUGGUCGAGAAAGAAAUGUGGGUAAUAACCAGCUAGUGGUGAAGAAAAAAGGAACUCAAGGAGAUAUGAGAGCUGUUAAUUCUCCCCUGGACAUUUCCUCAAGACUAGUUUACUUGGAAAGCCUUAAGUUUCUCUAGUAGCUGCAGGAUCUACAUCGGGAGCUGACAAGUUUCCUCUCUGAUUCGGAGGCAUGGAUCUCUGUUGAAGUCUCCCUAGGAAUACCUGCAAGUGUAGAAAUCUCAGUAGCAACACUGCAUCCGUUCUGAGGUUUGGCCUGCUUUCCUUCCAACAUCACACAUUAUAAUUGAGGGUUGAUUGUUCAUCUCAUGCCUCCACUGAUGUGGCUGGUGGUCACUCUGAACGCUUCAACUUCAAUUAAAAAUAACCCAUGCUUCCCGCACCCGCCAGCCAAAAACAGAAAUGCUGGAAAAAUCGCCGUUUUCUUCCUCCUACCAUUUGGAAUUGAAGAUUGUAAGGCAUUUGAAUCUAUGACAUUGUUGAAAAUCAGUUUUAAUAAGGAAUAUAAUGAAUGUUUUAUUUUCUUGUGAGAGGCUUGAGAAUGUUCCUCUUUAAGCUGAGUAUGCUCCUUGUCCUAAAUAAUACCCAUUUGUCCAAAAGUUGCCUUUAACCCAAAAGAGACAAGCCAAGACAGAAAAAUAGAUAGGAAGUGUACCAGUUCUGUCCCUUGUUGGGGGGAGAAAAUAGCAACGGGAGCAAAAAGGGGAAAUAAAGGAGAGCGGUGGCCACGUAUCGACAGGAGACACAGCUUCACAAAAUGAAUAAAAGAAACCCUGGCCUGGAAAUAGAAUUUUUCCAACACGUGCAUGGGAGUUCUUCUAGAGUAGUAGCUUGUAUCUUCCUCAGCUGGAGAAAUGUGUCCUGGAGACAGAACAGAAAGGCAGAAACUCUCCAGAUGCCUGAUGAUAAUGUCCAAGUUGUUAUCCCAAUGGCACAAAGAAACAUCAAUGGCCUACCUGGGGCAACCUCCAGUGACCUGAAGACGUUUACUGAAGGAGCCGUGUUAAGUUUUCAUAACAUCUGCUAUCGAGUAAAAGUGAAGAGUGGCUUUCUACCUCGUCGAAAAAUAGUUGAGAAAGAAAUACUAUCGAAUGUCAGUGGGAUCAUGAAGCCUGGCCUCAAUGCCAUUCUGGGACCCACGGGUGGAGGCAAAUCUUCGUUGUUAGAUGUCUUAGCUGCAAGGAAGGAUCCACGUGGAUUAUCUGGAGAUGUUUUGAUAAAUGGAGCACCUCAACCUGCCAAUUUCAAAUGUAAUUCAGGUUACGUUGUACAAGAUGAUGUCGUGAUGGGCACUUUGACGGUGAGAGAAAAUUUGCAGUUCUCAGCAGCUCUCCGGCUUUCAACAACUAUGACGAAUCAUGAAAAAAAUGAACGGAUUAACAGGGUUAUUCAAGAGUUAGGUCUGGAUAAAGUGGCAGAUGCCAAGGUUGGAACUCAGUUUACCCGUGGUGUGUCUGGAGGAGAAAGAAAAAGGACGAGUAUAGGAAUGGAGCUCAUCACUGAUCCUUCCAUCUUGUUCCUGGAUGAGCCCACAACUGGCUUAGACUCGAGCACAGCAAAUGCUGUCCUUUUGCUCCUGAAAAAGAUGUCUAAACAGGGACGAACAAUCAUCUUCUCCAUUCAUCAGCCUCGUUAUUCCAUCUUCAAGUUGUUCGAUAGCCUCACCUUGUUGGCCUCAGGAAGAUUAAUGUACCAUGGGCCUGCUCAGGAGGCCAUGGGGUUCUUUGCAUCAGCUGGUUACCACUGUGAGCCCUAUAAUAACCCUGCAGACUUCUUCCUGGACGUCAUUAAUGGAGAUUCCUCUGCUGUGAUACUAAACAAAGAGGAUGAUGAGGACUGUGAAGCCCCGGAGACUGAAGAGCCUUCCAAGAGAGAUAUGCCACUCAUAGCAAAAAUAGCUGAGUUUUAUGUUAACACCUCCUUCUACAGAGAAACAAGAGCUGAAUUAGAGAAACUCUCAGGGGGUGAGAAAAAGAAGAAGAGAUUAGCCUUCAAGGAGAUGACCUAUACCACCCCCUUCUGUCAUCAACUCAAAUGGAUUUCCAGGCGUUCAUUCAAAAAUUUACUGGGUAAUCCCCAGGCCUCUAUAGCACAGAUAAUCAUCACAGGCAUACUGGCACUGGUUAUAGGUGCGAUUUUCUUUGGGCUUCAAAAUGAUUAUGCUGGAAUCCAGAAUAGAGCGGGGGUACUCUUCUUCCUGACGACCAACCAGUGCUUCAGCAGCGUGUCUGCUGUGGAGCUCUUUGUGGUGGAGAAGAAGCUCUUUAUACAUGAGUAUAUCAGUGGAUACUACAGAGUGUCAUCUUAUUUCUUUGGAAAAGUGUUAUCUGAUUUACUACCCAUGAGGAUGUUACCAAGUAUUAUAUUUACUUGUAUAGUAUACUUUAUGUUAGGAUUGAAACCACGGGCAGAUGCCUUCUUUAUCAUGAUACUCACUCUUAUUAUGGUGGCUUAUGCGGCCAGCUCUAUGGCACUGGCCAUUGCAGCAGGUCAGAGUGUGGUAUCCGUAGCAACACUUCUCAUGACCAUCUCUUUCGUGUUUAUGAUGAUUUUUUCAGGCCUGUUGGUAAAUCUCACAACCAUUGCGGAUUGGCUCUCGUGGCUUCAGUACUUCAGCAUUCCUCGAUAUGGUUAUGCGGCUUUGCAGCAUAAUGAAUUUAUAGGACUAGUCUUCUGCCCAGAACCCAAUACAACAAACAGCAGCAAUGCAAUAUGUUCUGGUGAAGAGUAUUUGGAAAACCAAGGCAUCGAUAUCUCAUCUUGGGGCUUGUGGAGGAAUCAUGUGGCCUUGGCUUGUAUGAUUAUUAUCUUCCUGACAAUUGCCUACCUAAAAUUGUUAUUCCUUAAAAAAUAUUCUUAAAUUUCGCUUUAGUUUACUAUUGUUUAUCCUCACAUUAAA